CAGUCCUAUAAAUGCCCUUCAUCUUCUCUCCAAUGUUCCCCACAAAAUCUCCAACAUUGUUAUUUUUAAUUUCCUCUCUCUCUCUCUUUGGAGUGUUAAAUUUGGAAAUUAAUUAAUUAAAUUAUGUCAAGGGGCAUUAUAGAGCCACUUAUAGUGGGAAGAGUUGUGGGAGAUGUUGUUGAUCUUUUCACUCCAAAUGUGAAAAUGAAUGUCAUCUACAAUUUCUCCAAACAAGUCUCCAAUGGCCACGAGCUCCUCCCUUCUUCCAUUGCCUCCAAACCCCGCGUUGAGGUCGCCGGCGAUGACAUGAGAUCUGCUUUCACUUUAAUUAUGAUCGACCCAGAUGCUCCGAGUCCGAGUGAUCCUUACUUGAGGGAAUACCUCCACUGGAUGGUCACGGACAUUCCUGGAACCACGGAUGCUUCUUUCGGGAAGGAGAUGAUGAGUUACGAGAGUCCGAAGCCGAGCAUCGGAAUCCACCGUUACGCGUUCGUGUUGUUCAAGCAGAGCGCGAGGCAGACGGUGAAAUUGUCGUCGUCGUCGAGAAGCCAUUUCAACACCAGAAGCUUCUCGGAGGCCAACGGCUUGGGCCUUCCCGUCGCCGCCGUCUACUUCAAUUCCCAGAGAGAAACCGCCACAAGAAGAAGAUGUUGAUCAUCAUCAACUAAUAAUUAAUUUACCUCUUUACUUUUUUACUUCCAGCAUGCCCUUGUUUCUGCAUCUCUCCCCUUUUAAUUUGUUUCUCUAAUAAAAUCUCUCUUUCGCUGCUAGUAAACGUUUAUAUUUCUCAAAAAUUAGAAAUGAAAAAUGACAAACCAGAAACACGAGUGUUAUUUUAGAAAUAUUUUAAAAAGAAUGGGUGAUCGUUUGAGUGUGUUUAUUAAGAAA
Messenger RNA from Momordica charantia (bitter melon), 888 nucleotides. RefSeq names its product CEN-like protein 1. Lineage: Eukaryota; Viridiplantae; Streptophyta; Magnoliopsida; Cucurbitales; Cucurbitaceae. The record is from RefSeq and is a predicted model, not a curated record. Gene Ontology annotation, biological process: vegetative to reproductive phase transition of meristem; flower development.